CAUAGAAGAGCAUAGUAAAGAAUGAUUGUCUUCCCUUCUUUCUACCGCUGUGCGCAAACAAUGGUUGGCAUCGUGGUUAUCAUUUUUGUGCUAUUUCAACAAACAUCAACAUGCAGCGCCAAGCAUGACCCAUCUUGUGUUCCUUCUUCAUGCGGCAAAAUUAGCAACAUAACAUAUCCAUUUCGACUGAAAGGCGAUCCACGUGGUUGCGGCCUCCGAAAGUAUGAGUUAGAUUGCGUGAACAACGUGACAGUGUUUACUCUGUUUUUAGGGAAAUACCAUGUGCAGGAUAUCAAUUACGCGAGAUACGAAAUCCGAUUAAUUGAUGCGGGUGUUGUGGAGGACACUGCUUGCUCCAUUCCUCGCUAUUUCUUAAACCGAAGAAGUUUGAAUUUCUUUGAUGGUGACGACAGGCUAACAGCAGGGGAAAAUAUCUCAGGUACAGUGUUUCUAAACUGUACCAAUCCAGUGACCGAUGAUCCUCGAUACGUGGAUGUGAAUGUUGGUGGUUGUGAUUCCGGAGGCCAUAUUUACGCCGUUUUGAAUCGGAAUCAAGAAUUUACUCUCAUGGACAUCAAGGGUGGGUGCCGUGUAAAGGUUGCUACUUUUGCAAACUGGACCUCCGAAAAGAACGUUUCCUAUGGUGAUAUACGUGAGUGGUUGCACAACGGAUUUUGGUUGUCUUGGUUGUCACCAGUUACUUGCAGGGAUAAUUGCGGAAGAGCUUCCUCAUGCUCUCUCAAUGAAACCACAGAACAAGUUCAAUGUGAUGAAGUUUUUGUUCCGUGCUAUAUAUUCGAAGAUAAACUCGUCAAGUGCGCAAUUCAAUCACGAAUUCUCGGAUAUAUAAAAGGUUAUCUCAUUGGUGUUAUAAAUGGAUUAGUUAAAAGAAUAACAUUUCGCACAAAACUUACUGCUUGGGAAGCUAACGAAGAUUUAAUAGGACAAUAUGUUUUACCAAUAUUUUUGGUAGCCAGAUGUCUUUUUGGAGUUUCACUUUUGCUUAUGUUAUAUAUCUAUAUGUGGCGACGAAGACAUGUUUCAAUGUAUGAAAACAUUGAAAUGUUUUUAUUAGACAACAAUCUAAAUCCCAUUAGGUACGAAUAUAAAGAAAUCAAGAAAAUGACUGAAGGUUUCAAAGUGAUAUUGGGUCAAGGAGGUUUCGGCUUUGUAUACAAAGGAAAGCUUCAAAGUGGGUCACAUGUAGCAAUAAAAAUGUUGAACAAAUCCGAAACUAAUGGACAAGACUUUAUUAGUGAAGUGGCUACUAUUGGAAGAAUACAUCACAUGAAUGUGGUACGUCUUAUUGGAUAUUGUGUUGAAGGGAAAAAACGUGCUCUAGUUUAUGAAUACAUGCCAAAUGGGUCAUUAGAUAAAUACAUUUUUUCUAAAGAAGGAAGUGUUCCUUUAAGUUACAAGAAAACUUAUGAAAUAUCUCUUGGAGUAGCUCAUGGGAUUGCAUAUUUUCAUCAAGGUUGUGAUGUACAAAUUCUUCAUUUUGACAUCAAACCUCAUAAUAUUCUUCUAGAUGAUAACUUGAUUCCAAAGGUUUCAGAUUUUGGACUUGCAAAGUUAUAUCAUAUGAAAGAUAGAUCUAUUGUUUUAACUGGUGCAAGAGGAACUUUGGGUUACAUGGCUCCCGAAUUAUUCUACCAAAAUAUUGGUAAAAUAUCUUAUAAAGCUGAUGUGUAUAGUUUUGGAAUGCUUUUGAUGGAAAUGGGAAGUAGAAGAAGGAACUCAAAUCCUCAUGCAGACCAUUCAAGCCAACAUUACUUCCCAUUUUGGAUCUAUGAUCAAUUUAAAGAAGAAAAUGACAUUGACAUGGAGGAUGCCUCAGAAGAGGAUAAAAUUCUAGUGAAAAAGAUGUUUAUAGUUGCACUUUGGUGUAUACAAUUGAAACCAAGUGAUCGUCCAUCAAUGAAGAAGGUUGUAGAGAUGCUUGAAGGAAAAUUUGAAAGUCUUGAAAUGCCUCCAAAGCCUAUUUUCUAUCCCCAUGAAGAUUUUGGACAUGAUAGUGGAAUCAUCUCUGACCAAACAUCAUGGAGUGGUUCCACUAGUUAUAACAAUAAUCUUAGCAAAAUUGAGUAUGGAGAACAAUGAUUAACAAAUAAAGAUUAUUUCAAAGUAUGGAGACGAUGACAACACAAUUGCUUAGAGGUAAACAAUAAUUGUCUUUGGAAAGAUUGAUUUAGUAGGAGUUAAUUGUUACUCAAAAAAAUUAAGGAUUUUAAUUUGAAAUGGUAGCUAUUAUAUUUUUUAUUUCCUAAUAUAAUUAUGAAGAUUGAUUUAGUAAGAGUUAGUUGUUACUCGAAAAAGGCUUUUAAUUUGAAAUGAUGAUUAUUAUAUUUGUUAUUGCCUAGUAUAGAUAACAGUCCUUUGUAUCUAUAUAACAGACUUUCAUUUAAUAAUAUAUUUGUAUUAAUUUAUUCUCUAAUUAAUCUUAAAAUGUCUAUAACACUAGUUCAACAUAUACAUUCCACUGCACUUGCAUUGCUGUAGUUUAAAAUUAUAUUCUUUUUUAUUUAGAUCAACUAUCACAUUCCUAAAUUUUGUUGACAUUAUUUCCUUAUCUUGAUACAUGUUACUACAUGAAACUUGCAAAGAGAAUAAGAGCGAAUGUUCUCAUUUUCUGGUUUAAGAAAUUGAAAUGAAAAAUCAAGGAAAUAGGGAAAGCGAGACAUUGUGGAACUGGUCUUAAUUUUCUCAUGGUUUGUAAAAGCACAUAAAAAAGAAAGAAAAAGAGGAAGGAGAACUAGUGUUCAAAAUGUUUUCCUAGUUAAAGAGUAACAAUCUUUGUUCCCUAAUAUCCUUCUUUAGUUGAUUUCAAGAUUUGAAUUAAUCAUCAUAUUCAUAGAGUGAUAGGAUAAGUUACUUUGGUCGAUUCACCUACUCUGAUUUGUUCUGUACAUCAAGUAGAUUUGUUCCUUAACUUUUGUGAUUUGUUCUCUUAAGUAGGUUUCUUAAGAAGGAAAAUCUUGUUGUAGGGUACUACAAGUAAAUGUUUUUUGGGGGUGCAAUAAGUGGUUUCUUUAAUAGUGUAGAAGUGUAUUACAUGUGGUAAUGUGAUUGUAAAACCUCUGAUUGGGACUGGAUGUAAGUCACAAGUGGAUGUGCAGUAUAAAUUGGUUGUGCAUUUUUCAUCUAU
This is a messenger RNA of Cajanus cajan (pigeon pea), 3145 nucleotides long. RefSeq names its product LEAF RUST 10 DISEASE-RESISTANCE LOCUS RECEPTOR-LIKE PROTEIN KINASE-like 2.1. Gene Ontology annotation, biological process: protein phosphorylation. Gene Ontology annotation, molecular function: ATP binding; polysaccharide binding; protein kinase activity. The record is from RefSeq and is a predicted model, not a curated record. NCBI's taxonomy places the organism in Eukaryota, Viridiplantae, Streptophyta, Magnoliopsida, Fabales, Fabaceae.